AUGCUUCCUUGUAUAGAAGAAAAUACAAUUUCAAAAUCCAAAUGCAUUGAAGAGUCUCCUGAUGAAAUUUCCCUGUAUCUCUAUGUCAUAGCAAGAGAGAGGAUAUCCCCCUCACAUAAUACCAAAUUCCACCCCUCCUAUUUCCUCCUGCUGGGAGUUCCAGGCCUUGAAGAGAUUCACAUCUGGAUUGGGUUUCCUUUUUGUUGUGUGUAUUUGAUUGCCCUUGUGGGGAACAUCACUAUCCUGUUUGUGAUCAAGAAUGAACACAAUCUUCAUCAGCCUAUGUUUUACUUCUUGGCUAUGUUAGCCUCCAUUGAUCUGGGCCUGUCCACAUCCGCUGUCCCCAAAAUGUUGGGCGUAUUCUGGUUUAAUUUAAAGGAGAUUAGCCUUGGGGGCUGUGUCACCCAGAUGUUCUUUAUUCAUAUAUUCACUGCCAUGGAGACUGUUGUGUUGGUGGCGAUGGCCUUUGAUUGCCAUGUUGCCAAGCAAUCUCUGAGAUACAGCCUGAUUCUCAUGAACAGGAUGAUUGGUCUCACCCUUGUUGUGCUGUCUGUCAUCAAUUUCAUUUUGGUUAUCCCUCUGGUGUUUCUUGUCUUGAGCCAUAUAAUCCCCUACACAUACUGUGAGCACAUGGGAAUUGCUUGGCUGGCCUGUGCCAAUAUAAAGGUAAACAUAUUUGGAUUAAUUCUUCUAUCAGUGGUGUUUGUUGAUGUUGUUCUGAUUGUCAUCUCCUUCGUAAGACUACUUCAAGCUGUCCUCUGCCUUCCUUCUCAGGAUGCCACACUCAGAGCACUUCAUACAUGUGGCUCCCAUAUCUGUGUUAUUCUAGCCUUCUUCACUCCAGCUUUUUUCUCCUUCUUCACCCACUGGUUUGGCAGGAAUGUUCCCGUAUACAUUCACAUUCUCCUGGCCAAUCUCUGUGUUGUUGUUCCACCUGCCCUCAAACCUGUCAUCUAUGGAGUGAGAACUAAGCAUAUUUGGGAAAAGAUUUCAGGUAUCUUUUUGAAAAAAGACUGA
Callorhinus ursinus (northern fur seal) is the source of this 1017-nucleotide messenger RNA. The record is from RefSeq and is a predicted model, not a curated record. NCBI's taxonomy places the organism in Eukaryota, Metazoa, Chordata, Mammalia, Carnivora, Otariidae.